AUGACGGACCAACAGCUCCCGCAACGUCAAGACACCCCCACUGCUUCCACUAUUACUGCUGUCACAGCUACUGCUACUGCGUCUGUUACCGCUUCUGCUUCAUCACUCGCAGCCCCCGCCCAAGCUGCUCCAUCAUCCCCCGCGCCUCAAGCUCAGCUCAUCCCCGCAGAGGACCCUGAAGAUACUAUCGAUCAUGACCGUUAUGACGUUGACUCGGCCCUAGGGUCUGACGCUGCCAGCUUUCUAUAUCCCGAGUCAGUAACAGCCAGCAUCUUCGAAUACAGAACUAUCCAGGGUCGUACAUAUCACAGUGAUCGGCAUGCUACCGAGUACUUCACACCCAAUGACGAGCAGCAGCUGCAGUCAGUUGACAUCAGCCAUCACUAUCUCACCAUCCUCCUCGACAACAACCUCUUCUUAGCACCCAUAUCGCCACACGUCCAGAAGGUCCUCGACGUCGGUACCGGCUCUGGAAUAUGGGCAAUAGACUUUGCAGACACAUAUCCCAGCGCCCAAGUCAUCGGCUCAGAUCUCUCGCCAUGCCAGCCAGAAUGGGUCCCUCCAAAUGUGCACUUCGAGAUCGCAGAUGCAAGCCUCCCCUGGCCCUGGAAGGACAACUACUUUGACUUUGUCCACAUCCGCUACCUCUUUGGCGCCAUUCAUGACUGGCCCGCCCUCUUCCACGAAGCUUACCGUUGUUGCGCUUCCGGCGGCUGGGUCCAGUCCUGCGAAGCCGACGUGCACUUCUACUCUGAUGACGGGACUGCAGAAACUGAGCCUGGCUUCAAGAUGUGGGGAGAUCUUUACGAGGGUGGAGGUGUGACGACAGGAAAGCCUUUCUUUCUCCAGCCGGAGGCGAUACAGGAGAGGAGCAUCACAGAAGCUGGGUUCACCGAUAUCAAGAUAUUAGACUACAAGCUACCUGUAGGAGGCUGGCCUAACAACCGUAAGCUCGCCGAGGUAGGCGAGUACGUCAAGUUAACCUUGGAAAACGAUCUUGAGGGCUACACAUUUUAUCUCUGGCACAACAUGCUCAACUGGCCGCCGGAAGAGUACCCGCAGUUCCUCACAGCCAUGCAUAAAUCGCUUAACAACCGCAAAGCCCAUGGCUAUAUGAUGGUGCGUUACGUCUACGGGCGGAAGCCAUAG
Fusarium sp. VM40 is the source of this 1149-nucleotide messenger RNA. NCBI's taxonomy places the organism in Eukaryota, Fungi, Ascomycota, Sordariomycetes, Hypocreales, Nectriaceae. The record is from the annotation of a GenBank genome assembly.